GGCUUGCCAAUUGAAUGCCUUGAAUUGAUAUAGGAUGUAGGCUUCCAAUUGAUGUGCCUUGAUUGGUGUGCCUUGUUGGUGACGCCGCUCCCUAUUCAGCGAAAGAUGCACAGUGUGAGAAAUGUGGGCUAUUCAACAAGAGUGUGAAAUGAGACUGUGUGUAUUAUGGAAGCAAUGGGUUUGAUGUGAAAUUAUCAAUGCCGGCUUUCGAUUCGUCUGCCUUGUUUGAUGUGAGUUUUAGGUGCGCCGCUCCCGUGUUCUGUUUGCCUGCUGUUGGAUACGCUGUCCCUUUCCUGUGUUCUGUUUGCCAGCCCGAUGGAGUCGAACUGUCGCGCUGGCCCGCCACGUUCGAGUCGAACUCGAUCGAGUCGACCUCCACCGAAUCCACCUCCAUCGAGUCGACCUCGAUCGAUUCGAACACGAUCGAGUCGAACACGAUCGAGUCGAACACGAUCGAGUCGAACACGAUCGAGUGGAACACGAUCGAGUCGAACACGAUGGAGUCGAACACGAUCGCCUGGACUCACGAUCGGAUCGAACACGAUCGCUUGGACUCACGAUCGGUUGGACUCACGUUCGAGUUGAACAAGAUCGCCUGGACUCUCGAUCGAGUCGAACACGAUCGCCAUGACUCACGAUCGACCCGAACACGAUCGAGUCGAACACGAUCGAGUCGAACACGAUCGACCCGAACACGAUCGAGUCGAACACGAUUGAGUCGAACACGAUCGAGCCGAACACGAUGGAGUCGAACACGAUCGCCUGGACUUACAAUCGGAUCGAACACGAUCGCCUGUACUCACGAUCGCCUGGACUCACGUUCGAGUCGAACACAAUCGCCUGGUCUCACGAUCGAGUCAAACACGAUCGCCUGGACUCGAAUUGAUAUUGGAGAUUCGGCAGCGCUGCAAAACAUGGAAGGAGAGGGGAAGGCAAGUAAACGACGAGCAAGUAAGAAUUCUGGGAGCAUGGAACAAUCUCCGAAAAAAUCGAAGGGGACGCCGGCCGCUGGGGUUGGGAGUCAGGAGGCGCCGGGGUCUAAGCAGCAACGCACCCCGGUUCCGAGGGGUGCACCUUCCACGGGCACUCCGUCGACUCGUGUUCGGGGCUCUGGACCGGAUAAGGCUGUGUUGAUGACUGGCGGGCCUGCGGGUCAGGAACGUGUGCCUGGUCCGCAGCAGGGGAGAUCUGCAGUGGAGGUUGUGCCCGGACGUAAACCGUCUGGAGAACGUAAAGCGUCUGGUGAAACGACUGUCACGGGUUGGCGAGACGAUGUGCCCGUGAUUGACCACAAGGACAAGUUCUGGAUGCUGGACUGCGUGGGGGAGACCGGAGAACCAUCGAGUGGCCUUGUUCUGUACGUGGUCAUCAAAGACAAUAUUGUGCCGGUUGGCGGCCUGGUGAGGUGGACUGGACAAAAUGUGCCGUCUGCAACUUUCGAGUUGACGAUGGUCCUGAAUGGAAGAGGGGAAAAAAUACCAAACAUUAAACACGUCGCUCUUCGAUGGGCCAACCACGCGGGGUUCGGAAAGUCGCUGGUUGAUGUGUUCAACCCACCAGGGACAUUGACAGUGAAGUUGCCUAACCUCGUUGACGUCCUCAGGUUUUUCGACAGUAAUGUGAUCGCGGGCAGAGAGCCAGUUGUGCAUCCAGAGGACCGCAUAUCAGAGCCUAAAUGCGUGCUUUCGAAAACCGUGGAGACAGGGCCUUCGAUCACGAUCCGCGAUACGCCGCCUGGUCCGAAAGCUGGGCAGAUCGGAGAGAAGGGUCCAUGUCGAGGACUGGUCGUACCGUCAGCCCCUAUGAAAACCAGGCCAACGGCGACCAAAGCACCAGUUGCCUUGGGCGAUCACGCUAUGAUGUGGCCACCAAGGGACAUCUCCCCUUGGCGGGCCAGCAGCGCUAUGACUACACUGUGCCAAGUCGCGCAGAGGAAGCACAUGAGUAUUUUGAAGAUGAGGAUGAAGAGAACAACGAGGAAUAUUCGGAACGAGCAGGAGGACAGGAACAGUAUGCUGCGGGUGGCGGCGGCAUGACGAGGCAUCCAGGAGAGACAAGUAAAGUGGUUGGACAAGA
Molecule: messenger RNA, 2076 nt
Organism: Chara braunii
Lineage: Eukaryota; Viridiplantae; Streptophyta; Charophyceae; Charales; Characeae
Source: the annotation of a GenBank genome assembly